Molecule: messenger RNA, 1988 nt
Organism: Hordeum vulgare subsp. vulgare (domesticated barley)
Lineage: Eukaryota; Viridiplantae; Streptophyta; Magnoliopsida; Poales; Poaceae
Product: NAC transcription factor NAM-2
Exons: 3
Coding region: 263-1480 (405 amino acids)
Biological process (GO): system development; regulation of DNA-templated transcription
Molecular function (GO): DNA binding
Source: RefSeq, a predicted model, not a curated record
UGGCCUGCAUCUCCCCUGCUCGCCUCGCCACGGUUUCACGGUCGCACAGCCGCCCCCAAACCACCAGAAUUUCCACCGCAGAUCACUCGCCUGCCCGCUCGCCUCUCCUCUCCUCAUCUCUCCUCCAAACCGUCGCCGUAACAAAUCCCAGUCCGUUCCUUCACACCAGCUAGAAGCUUUGGCAGUUGAGUUAGGCACCACAAUAUAUACUCUGGUGGGAUCAUCUGCUGUGUUUGUUGUUGGCUAGCUAGGGGAAGGUUUGAUGAGGUCCAUGGGCAGCUCGGACUCAUCUUCCGGCUCGGCACCGCCGCGGCAUCAGCCGCCGCCUCCGCAGCAGGGCUCGGCGCCGGAGCUCCCGCCGGGCUUCCGGUUCCACCCCACAGACGAGGAGCUGGUCGUGCACUACCUCAAGAAGAAGGCCGCCAAGGUGCCGCUCCCUGUCACCAUCAUCGCCGAGGUGGAUCUCUACAAGUUCGACCCAUGGGAGCUCCCCGAGAAGGCGACCUUCGGGGAGCAGGAGUGGUACUUCUUCAGCCCGCGCGACCGCAAGUAUCCCAACGGCGCGCGGCCCAACAGGGCGGCCACGUCGGGGUACUGGAAGGCGACCGGCACGGACAAGCCCAUCCUGGCCUCUGGGUGCGGCCGGGAGAAGGUCGGCGUCAAGAAGGCGCUCGUCUUCUACCGCGGGAAGCCGCCCAAGGGCCUCAAAACCAACUGGAUCAUGCACGAGUACCGCCUCACCGACGCGUCUAGCUCCGCCGCCACCAGCCGACCUCCGCCCGUGACCGGAGGGAGCAGGGCUGCCUCUCUCAGGUUGGAUGACUGGGUGCUGUGCCGCAUAUACAAGAAGAUCAACAAGGCCGCCGCCGCGGAUCAGCAGAGGAGCAUGGAGUGCGAGGACUCCGUGGAGGACGCCGUCACCGCAUACCCUCCGUAUGCCACGGCGUGCAUGACCGGUGAAGGGGCGCACGGCAGCAACUACGCUUCACUGCUCCAUCACCAGGACAGCCACGAGGACAACUUCCUGGACGGCCUGCUCACAGCAGAGGACGCCGGACUCUCGGCGGGCGCCACCUCGCUGAGCCACCUAGCCGCGGCGGCGAGGGGGAGCCCGGCUCCGACCAAACAGUUUCUCGCCCCGUCAUCGUCAACCCAAUUCAACUGGCUCGAUGCGUCAACCGUUGGCAUCCUCCCACAUGCAAGGAAUUUUCCUGGGUUUAACAGGAGCAGAAACGUCGGAAAUAUGUCGCUGUCAUCGACGGCCGACAUGGCUGGCGCGGGAACCUGCGCGGUGGACAACGGUGGAGGCAAUGCGAUGAACGUCAUGCCUCCAUUUAUGAAUCAUCUCCCCGUGCAAGAUGGGACCUACCAUCAACAGCAUGUCAUCCUCGGCGCCCCGCUCGCGCCAGAAGCCACCGGAGCCGCCGCCUCUGCCUUCCAGCAUCCCGUUCAAAUAUCCGGCGUGAACUGGAAUCCCUGAACAAAUGAUAUGAACACCACGUAUGCGCAUGCAUAACUUUAACAAGUCGUACAACAUUGCUAGCCAGUAGCUGUUGCAGUUAGUGGUAGUCGCAUUCAGUGAGCACUGAGUAUUAGCAUGCACAUCACCAUUGCAUGGAUAAUAUGGCUGCAUUGCCUCAUGGGCACGUACUUGUGCGAACUUGCUCACCAUAUACCUAGCUAGGAAUAUUUUCCAAGUAAAAAAAAAAAGUCAGAACAUGUAGGAUAUUAGUUUCAUAUGCAUAUAUGUAUCGUACUGUAGCAUAGAGUAAUAUAUAUAUGCAGUUGAUUACAAUCCCCAGUCAGAUAUAAUUUUUGGCCGGGUCUACUCAUCAUAUAAAAGGUUGGCGUGUAAUAGGCUUGUGUGUAAAUAGGGCAUGCAUGGUCAUUGCAUGCACGCGUAUGAUUGAUCUACAUGGGCGUAUAUUGUAUAACCUACUAUUAGACAUAUUUAAUGAUAUUUUCAUAUUUGAAUUGAGAUUUGUAAA